GUAAUUGGGCCCGGGAAGCUGGACGGUUGAUUUGCUUGCUUCGAAACCCUAGAACCUUGUUUUACUGCAACCAUGGAUUCUUCUCAUCAAAUCAAUCCUCAGAAACCGCGGUCGGUGAUCGGAGGCAUGACCGAUUCUGGUAGCACAAACCCUAAAUCCCAAUCAGGCGCUACCGAUUCGACCCUCGGUGAUGGCUCUUCCCAUCCGGGACUCAAAAGAGAUUUAAGAAACUAUGACAAGGAUGAUGAUGAUGAUACUAAUAGCUUGUCUACCAAGAAACCAAGGAUCACGACGAUCGAGAGCACCUCUGAGAGUUGCAAGAAAAUUGUGCCCUUGGAUGUGACACCAUUGACGAUCGUGCCACCUGAAACUCCGAAGCUCUCUAGACAGUUUUGGAAAGCUGGAGAUGACGACGAAUCUGUGCCUCUACCUCGCUAUUGUAGCAAUGAUGCGGCGGUUCGGGUCCAUCCUCAAUUUCUUCAUGCCAACGCCACAAGCCAUAAAUGGGCACUUGGAGCUUUAGCUGAGCUUCUUGACAAUUCUCUAGACGAGGUAAAUAAUGGGGCUACAUAUGUUCAUGUGAAUUCAGCAACUAAUGAAAGAGACGAGAAAAGCAACAUUCUAAUUGUCGAAGACAAUGGAGGUGGGAUGAAUCCUAGUACGUUUAGAGAGUGCCUUUCUUUAGGCUAUUCUAGAAAACGCAAUAUGGCUGAUAGGGUUGGUCAAUAUGGAAAUGGCUUCAAAACUAGUACAAUGAGGCUUGGUGCUGAUGCAAUUGUCUUCUCACGUUGUCGAGGAACCAAUGGAAACAAUCCGACACAGAGCAUUGGUAUGCUAUCAUAUACCUUUCUUUAUGAGACAAGAAAAUGUGAAGCAAUUGUCCCCACGGUUGAUUAUGAGUUAGUCGAUAACGAGUGGAAGGAGAUAGUUUAUAACUCCAGAGAUGGCUGGUCUGAUAAUUUAGAGACCAUAGUGAAGUGGUCACCUUAUCUAUCCGAACAAGAUUUAUUGGACCAGUUUGAUCAUCUAGAAGAGCAAGGUACUCGGAUCGUGAUUUAUAAUCUAUGGGAGGACGAUGAAGGGAAGUUGGAACUUGACUUUGAUACAGACCCUCAUGAUAUCCAACUCAGAGGUGUAAACAGAGAUGAGAAGAACAUCGAAAUGGCUAAAGCUUAUCCUAACUCGAGGCAUUUCCUAACUUACCGACACUCACUACGUAGUUAUGCAUCGAUUCUGUAUCUCAAACGCCCACCAAAUUUCAGAAUCAUUCUUCGUGGAAAAGAUGUUGAACAUCACAGCAUCUUAGACGACAUGAUGAUGAAGGAAGAGAAAACAUACAAACCUGUGCGUUCUCCAGAAUGGUCAUCAGAUCAAGACGAGAUGUGUGCUACUAUAAAGCUUGGCUUUGUGAAAGAUGCUCACCAUCACAUUGACAUACAAGGGUUCAAUGUUUACCAUAAGAACCGGCUUAUCAAGCCUUUUUGGAGGGUUUGGAAUGCUGCUGGAAGUGAUGGACGCGGUGUUAUUGGUAUAUUGGAAGCUAAUUUCAUACAACCAGCUCACAAUAAGCAAGGGUUUGAGCGAACUGCCGUUCUUUCUAAGCUUGAAGGCAGAUUGGUCCAUCACCAAAAGCACUACUGGUCUUCAAGGUGCCAUGAGAUUGGUUAUGCUCCAAGACGGAAACAGAAGAAUUAUGAAAGUAAUGUUACAGUACCAGCUCGACCUAUCUACACCACAAACCUUGAUAGGGGAUCAUCUUCUACUGCAGUACUAGCUAGAAGCAGGCAAAAUUCUGAAUCAUUUGUUAGAAACCAAAUCCCUCAGGUUAAUACACAAGCAAGUGUAAAGAAUAUACAACCUGAGAGUAGGUCUACGGACAGAAACCGUGUUGGAAUAAGUUUGGAAGAAACAAGCUCAGUUAAUGUACAAGCAGAGUUGCAGAAGGGUAAACAGGAGUCAGCCGAAGUGGUCUCUAAGUUGCAGAGAGAAAAAACACUACUUGAGUUGCAACUCAAGGAGUCAAAAGCUAAGAUCCAAGCCUUAGAAAAGGCGCAGAGAGAGAAAGAACUGCUUCUUGAGUCGCAACUUAAGGAAUCACAAGCUAAGAUCCAAGACUUGGAAAAGGCGCUGAGACAUAAGGAAUUGCCUUUUGAGUUGCAAAUUAAGGAGUCAAAAGCUAAGAGCCAAGACUUGGAGAAGGCGCAGAGAGAGAAAGAACUGCUCGAGUUUCAGCUUAAGGAGUCAAAAGUUAAGAUCCAAAACUUGGAAAAUCGUCAGGAGGGAGUGAAUAAAAUCUUUCAUGAAGAAAGAGCCCGCAGAGAUGUGACUGAGAAUGCCUUAAGGAAGAAACUAAGGGAAGCUUCCGAUGUCAUCGAUGGGUUAAAGAAGCAAGUGGAGACCUUCAAAGGAAAACGUAUGUUGUAAGCACAGGUGUCAAGAUAACUCUUUUCUAGUUUUUUUGGGUUUAUGUUUUAAGGUUUGUACAUGUACAUGAAACUUCUAGCCUUCAGCAGUAUGUUUAUAUUCAGUAGACUUUUGUGAAAGACCCCAACUUAGUUUGUAAGCAUGAAGUGGUUUUUUGUUAAUCAAGG
This is a messenger RNA of Capsella rubella, 2591 nucleotides long. RefSeq names its product protein MICRORCHIDIA 5. The record is from RefSeq and is a predicted model, not a curated record. Gene Ontology annotation, cellular component: nucleus. Bases 73 to 2424 code for a protein of 783 amino acids. Lineage: Eukaryota; Viridiplantae; Streptophyta; Magnoliopsida; Brassicales; Brassicaceae. The transcript has 21 exons. Gene Ontology annotation, molecular function: ATP hydrolysis activity.